Ogataea philodendri is the source of this 5490-nucleotide messenger RNA. RefSeq lists its product as uncharacterized. Gene Ontology annotation, molecular function: 1,3-beta-D-glucan synthase activity. Lineage: Eukaryota; Fungi; Ascomycota; Pichiomycetes; Pichiales; Pichiaceae. The transcript has 3 exons. Gene Ontology annotation, biological process: fungal-type cell wall polysaccharide biosynthetic process; (1->3)-beta-D-glucan biosynthetic process. Gene Ontology annotation, cellular component: 1,3-beta-D-glucan synthase complex; plasma membrane. The record is from RefSeq and is a predicted model, not a curated record. The coding region runs from base 1 to 5490 and encodes 1829 amino acids.
AUGAUCUCCAAGGCACCAACCAAUCCUUGGAGAACGUUGUAUAGCAAGUUUUCGUUCUCGUUGAGGUCUCCGAGCAAACAGCUCAAUUUGAUUUCUGACGGAUCUUCUGGCGAAGAAGAUGAUGACGAAUUGAUCGACUACCCUUAUGAGCGGUCGAAGCAAUAUCGAUCUAACGCCUACGAUUCAAAGUACUUCACUGACGAAGAAAGCAGUACCGGAUUGUCGCCAAAUAAACGGCUGCCGUCAACCAGUUCCAAAUCGCCAAUUUUAAACUCGCCGCUAAGUGAGAAAACAACACAACCGUUCAGUGCAUUCAAAACUCCAUACAUAAACACAAGCAGAUGGAACAACAUCGACAGGCUGGGUGACGUGUUCGGUGUCAAGAGCUUUGCCGAAGCUGAGAACCCUGGCGAAACUUUGGCAGAAAGAGGUGUCACAGACUUGUACGAUACCUACUACGACCCGUAUCCAGCAUGGACGCCAGAUAAUGAAGUUCCAAUCUCCAAACAGCGUAUCGAGUCCAUAUUCAUCCAUCUCUCCAGAAUCUUUGGCUUCCAGUACGACAAUACAAAAAACAUGUAUGACUACCUGAUGAGAAUGCUGGAUUCAAGAGCUUCCAGAAUGGGCCCAACCACCGCGCUUCGAACUUUGCACGCAGAUUACAUCGGUGGAGUCAACUCAAACUAUAGAAAGUGGUACUUUGGGUCUCAGAUGGACGUUGAUGAUACAAUUGGUUUCACAAACCAAAAAGCGAAAAACAUCAACUAUUCAUUGGAAGAGUCUCAGCUCAGGUGGUCCCAGACUAUGAACUCGUUUCUUCCUGAAGAUUGCGUCAUUCAAUUGGCAAUCUACUUGCUCUGUUGGGGAGAGGCAAACAAUAUAAGAUUCAUGCCUGAAUGUCUUUGCUUCAUCUUCAAAUGUUGCGCUGAUAUUUUCUACUCGUUGGAGUUCACAAAAGAGAUUCAGCCCAUCACCACUAAUUUCCUCGACCAUGCAAUCACACCGUUAUAUGAGUACUACAGAAAUCAGCUUUAUGAGAAAAUUGGUGACAAAUGGGUUCUCCGUGACAAAGACCAUGCUAAAAUCAUUGGAUAUGACGACAUUAAUCAACUUUUCUGGUAUCGCAAAGGUCUAGAGAAGAUACAGCUUGAUACCAAGGAACAUCUUAUGGAUUAUCUCCCGUGUGAAAGAUACCUGUAUCUGAACAGAAUUGUUUGGAAGAAAGCUUUCCAAAAAACAUAUCAAGAACAUAGAACCUGGGUCCAUAUCUUGGUCAAUUUCAACAGAAUCUGGAACAUUCACAUCGGGGUCUUCUGGUAUUACACUUGCUUCAACUCUUACACUUUCUACACAGAAGAUUAUUCGAUCGCAAAAGACAACCAGCCAAGUAUUUCAGCAACCUUGUCUGCUUUAUCUCUCGCUGGUUCAAUUGUUUCAUUGAUCAACCUGAUCUCCUUGAUUGGAGAAGCCAUCUUUGUUCCUCGUAACUGGGUUGGAGCUCAGUCUGUUUUCUGGAGAAUUGUGCUAACUUUGACCUUCAUCACGGUGUGCUUCUGUCCCUCCUUAUACAUUUUCUUGAUUUCGGGGCUUUCAGUUGAUGAUCCAAUAAGUCUUGCUAUCUCAAUUUGUCAGUUCUUGUUUUCCAUUUUUGUCGUGAUAUUCCAGUCUGUUGUUCCUCUUUCUUCUUUGGCAGGAAACGUUAGAUCAGAGAAGAAACGAAGAUAUUUACCUGCAAAAUUCUUUACAGACUCCUUCCACGAACUGAAAGGUAAGAAUCUGCUGGCAUCCUAUGGACUAUGGGCUGGUGUCUUUAUUUCGAAGUUCAUUGAAUCUUAUUUCUUCUUGACAUUGAGUUUGAGAGAUCCGGUUCGUGAACUGAGCAUCAUGAAGCUUAACAGAUGUGUUGGAGAAUACUACCUUGGUUCGUUUUUGUGUGAAAAGCAGCCGUCCAUUAUUUUGGCAUUGAUGCUGAUCACCGACUUGCUGUUGUUCUUCCUAGACACUUAUCUCUGGUACAUUGUGUGGAAUGUGGCCUUCUCCGUUUGUCGCUCGUUUUAUUGUGGUGUUUCUAUAUGGACACCAUGGAGAAAUAUGUUCAUUCGACUGCCGAAACGUAUUGCUUCCAAAAUUCUGUCCCAGCAGAGCAUCUCUGCUAGCAGUGCUGCAAAGAGAAAAGCCAUGGUUUGUCAAGUUUGGAACUCUAUUGUGGUGUCAAUGUACAGAGAUCAUCUUCUCUCGAUCGAUCAUCUUCAAAACUUGAUUUACCAACAGGCUUGUACCGCAGACGGAACCGUUUUGCUCACUGAACCACGGUUCUUUAUGGAACAAGAAGAUGGAGAAAGUCCUCACAAAAAUGGGGAAGUGCUGGAUCCAAACUCUGAAGCAAGCAGAAGAUUGACGUUCUUUGCCCAUUCUCUGUCGACUCCUAUUCCUAAACCGCUACCAAUUGAGCAGAUGCCAACAUUCUCUGUUUUGAUUCCUCAUCACUCCGAGAAAAUCACGUUGUCUCUUCAAGAAAUCAUCAAGAAGGAAGACGAGUACUCUAAUGUGACUCUUUUGGAAUAUCUGAAACAGCUUUAUCCUUUGGAAUGGAAUAACUUUGUGAGAGACACAAAGUUGUUGGCAAAAGAGUCGGAAGCCAACGCAGGCAAUGCUUCGGCUGAUGCUAUUAAUGACUUGGCUUUCUACUCCGUUGGGUUUAAAGCCGCAACUCCUGAGUACAUCUUGAGAACCAGAGUUUGGGCUUCUUUGAGAUCGCAAACUCUUUAUCGUACCAUCUCUGGAUUCAUGAACUAUUCUCGUGCUUUGAAACUGCUUUACUCGGCUGAAAACAUCAACGAUUCGACAGACGAGCAGAAAAUGGAAGAAGCCAGUGUCGUUGAACAGCGUAAGUUCAGAAUUGUGGUUUCCCUUCAGAAAUUAAAAGAUUUCAACGCAGAGCAAGACGAGUGCAAGGAAUUCCUGUUGAGAACUUAUCCGGAACUGCAAAUUGCAUACAUUGACUAUGACAUUGACCCGGAGACCAAUGAAAUGAACUACUACUCGACUUUGAUCGAUGGUAGCUGCGACAUUAUGGAGAACGGAUCCAGAAAACCAAAGUACAGAAUCAAGCUUUCAGGAAACCCAAUCUUGGGAGACGGAAAAUCCGAUAAUCAAAACCACUGUUUGAUCUUCUGCAGAGGAGAGUACAUCCAAUUGAUUGAUGCUAAUCAAGACAAUUAUCUGGAAGAAUGUAUCAAGAUCAGAAGUAUCCUGGCAGAAUUCGAAGAGCUGGCCCCACCAGCGGACCCAUAUCUCGAGCCAGUUGAAGACGUUAACGAUCUGCUACCAUCACCCAAAAACCCUGUUGCAAUCAUUGGAACAAGAGAGUAUAUCUUCUCGGAAAAUAUUGGUGUUCUUGGAGAUGUGGCAGCAGGAAAGGAGCAAACUUUCGGGACUCUGUUUGCGCGUACCUUGGCAUAUGUUGGAGGAAAGUUGCAUUACGGGCAUCCUGAUUUUUUGAACUCGAUCUUCAUGACCACAAGAGGAGGUGUCUCUAAAUCUCAAAAAGGAUUGCAUUUGAACGAGGAUAUCUAUGCUGGUAUGAAUGCUUUGUUGCGUGGAGGAAGAAUCAAGCAUUGUGAAUACUUCCAAUGCGGAAAAGGUAGAGACCUUGGAUUUGGUUCUAUCUUGAACUUCACAACCAAGAUUGGAGCAGGAAUGGGAGAGCAAAUGCUUUCUCGUGAGUACUUCUAUCUUGGAACGCAACUUCCUUUGGACAGAUUCUUGUCUUUCUACUAUGCGCAUCCUGGUUUCCACUUGAAUAACGUCUUCAUUCUGCUUUCUUUGAAAAUGUUCAUGUUAUUCUGCAUCAACCUUGCGGCAUUGACAAACGAUUCCAUCAUUUGCGAAUAUGACAAAGAUCGGCCGAUUACCGAUGUGAGACAGCCAGCAGGCUGUUUCAGUUUAAUUCCAGUUAUUUCAUGGGUCCAAAGAUGUAUCAUGUCGAUUUUCAUCGUGUUCUCCAUUUCGUUCAUUCCAUUGUGUGUCCAGGAACUGACAGAAAGAGGUGUCUGGAAAUGUUUCACAAGACUCUCCCGUCACUUUGCCUCGAUGUCUCCACUGUUUGAAGUUUUCGUUUGCAGAAUCUACGCUCAAUCUUUGGUCAACGAUCUUGCAAUUGGAGGUGCAAAGUAUAUUGCAACCGGAAGAGGAUUCUCCACAACCAGAGUGUCUUUCUCUGUUCUAUACAGCAGGUUCUGUUUCGAGAGUCUUUAUUUUGCUUCCACCAUGUUCCUUAUGCUUCUCUACUGUUCCUUGGUUAUGUGGAACGUCGCCUUCCUGUACUUCUGGUGUACUGUGAUUGCAUUGUUCUUGUCGCCAUUCCUUUUCAAUCCAAACCAGUUCCAAUUCACCGAAUUCUUUGUUGAUUACCGCAACUUCUUGAGCUGGCUGACUGGCGGAAACUCUUCAUACAGAAAGGAUUCCUGGGUGACACACGUGAGAAUUUCCAGAAUGCAAUUGACUGGAGCCAAACGGAAGAAGCUUGGUAACAAGGGUGACAAUCUCGAGUCUGAUUACAAACGUCCAUCGUUCUUGACAGCCCUGGUGGCACAAGUUGGGUCCAGAUUAGUUGUUGCUCUUGUUGUUGUUAUUGCCUAUCUUUUUGCCAAUGCACAAAAUGAGUACAGAGCUGGCGAGCCAUCGAACUCGCUCUUACGUCUUGCCUUUAUCACACUUGGUCCGAUUGUGGUGAAUGCUGCUAUUCUUCUUGCGCUGUUCCCGGUUUCUUUGAUUCCAGGGCCACUUCUUUCGCACAUCUUCAAGGGCUUCCCCGACUUCAUUGCCAACAUUGCGCACAUCUUGGGUUGCAUCAACCAUUUCUUAUUCUUUGAGUUCAUGCUUCUUUGUCAGAACUGGGACGUUUCGAAGUCGAUCUUGGGGAUCUGUGCAUCUUUCCUGCUGCAGAGCGUUAUAUACAAGCUUUUGACCAUCGUUUUCUUGAGCAGAGAGUUCAAGCACGACAAGUCGAACAGAUCGUGGUGGUCUGGAAAAUGGCUGACUUCUGGACUCGGAUGCCAUACUUUGACACAGCCAGGACGCGAGUUCAUUUGCAAGAUCAUCGAGAUGAGUGUGUUUGCGUGCGAUCUUGUCACGUCCCAUUUCAUCCUGGUGUGUUUGUUCCCAUUUCUGUUUGUUCCAUACAUUGACAGCUGUCACUCUUACUUGCUUUUGUGGCUCAAGCCACGGAACCAGAUACGGAGACCUGUGUUUUCUCCUGGAAAGCGGCGAGCACGGACGCGGAUCACUGUUGCGUACUUCCUUUUGCUGGUGCUAAUUUUGCUUGUGUUUGUUGUGCUUUUUGCCAGUCCCGUGAUACUGGCCAAGGUGUACAAGCUGGACUUUGACGAGUAUCUGCCUGAGAUUUUCUCUAUUCUUUUGCAACCGGAGGAGGUGGUCAACAGAAGAAAAGGUCUGAAGAACUACACUGCACCAAAGAAGCACGGUUGA